AUGAAAUGCACUUCAUACUCAUUAAUAUUUAUUGUUUCAACAAUUUUUGCACUUAUAUGGGAUAUUUUAUAUCCUAUUUGCACUAAUAGCGUAUAUUCAAAUGCCAAUUUUGAUCAACUUUACAAAUCAUUAUUUAUUUAUAAUGAUGAAUAUUUUUUCGAAAAAUCUAACGAAAUUAAGAAUAAAUAUUUAGAUAUAACGCAAAGAUCACUUUAUGAUAGAUUAAAAUUCUCAACAAAUACAUAUGAUGCCAAUGUUUUAUACAGAGAUGACCCAGUAGAUGAAAUCAUAUUAGAUGACAAUGGUCAAAUAAUUAAACAAAAUGCAACCAUCUUCAUGCUAACUAGGAAUUGGGAACUUCCGGGCGUGCUGCAUUCUAUGAGAUCUUUAGAAGAUAGGUUUAAUAAAAAUUAUCACUAUGAUUGGGUAUUUCUAAAUGAUGUCCCAUUCGAUACUCAAUUCAUUGAGUCAACGACUGCAAUGGCGAGUGGUGACGUUUACCACGGUGUAAUUCCGACUGAGCAUUGGGAUUAUCCAGAAGGAAAUGAUAAAACAUCGUUAAAUAUAUCGUUGAGUAUCAUGGAAGAACAAGGUAUGGUUUACGGUGGUUCAUUAUCUUACAGGAAUAUGUGCCGUUUCAAUUCUGGAUUUUUCUUUAGACAUGAAUUAUUACAGAAAUACGAUUAUUAUUUUAGAGUUGAACCCGAUGUUGAAUAUUUCUGUGAUUUUCCAUAUGAUCCUUUCAAAGUAAUGCAUGAUAAAGACUAUAAAUAUGGUUUUGUGAUAUCGACAUAUGAAUAUGAAGAGACAAUACCGUCACUAUGGGAAGCAGUUGAAGAAUAUAUUGAAGUAUACCAAGAUGAAUUUGGUAUAGAUAACAAUAAGAACAUGUAUGAUUUCAUCACCAAUAAAGAUACUAGUAGAUCAUGGGGAGUUAGUGUGGUAAGUUCCUCAGAUUAUAAUCUAUGUCAUUUCUGGUCGAACUUUGAAAUUGGUAACUUAAACUUCUUUAGAAGUGAAGCAUAUUUAAAAUAUUUUGAAUUACUUGAUUCUAAGAUGGGAUUUUACUCCGAAAGAUGGGGAGACGCGCCUGUACAUACAAUAGCAGCAUCUAUAUUAUUGAAUAAAGAAGAAAUUAUUCAUUUUGAUGAAAUUGGUUACCAACAUUUACCUUUUAAAACUUGUCCAGUUUCUUAUUAUUUACGUAUUAAACAAAAAUGCCAGUGUGAUUUUGACGAUAAACUGAACAUCGAUAUUCAACCUAACAGUUGUCUGCCGAAAUACUGGAUUCACGGAAAUGGAAAAACAUUUGUUAAAGAGUAA
Messenger RNA from Tetrapisispora phaffii CBS 4417, 1323 nucleotides. Its product is annotated as glycosyltransferase family 15 protein. Gene Ontology annotation, biological process: protein N-linked glycosylation; cell wall mannoprotein biosynthetic process. Bases 1 to 1323 code for a protein of 440 amino acids. NCBI's taxonomy places the organism in Eukaryota, Fungi, Ascomycota, Saccharomycetes, Saccharomycetales, Saccharomycetaceae. The record is from RefSeq and is a predicted model, not a curated record. The transcript has a single exon. Gene Ontology annotation, cellular component: Golgi apparatus; membrane. Gene Ontology annotation, molecular function: alpha-1,2-mannosyltransferase activity.